AUGGCCGACAACAACGACAUCCCUCGUUCCCCCACGCAUCAUCACGAGCAGCAGCAUCACGAGCACGAGAUCAGCGCUGCCGCCGGGUUGGACAACGUCAACACUAGCCGCGAAUCGUUUUUUAAUAACGCCAAUCUCGGAGAGUCCCUCAGCAGCAAUAACAGCAGUGGCCGUGUCGGCACUGGUCACGAGAGGGGUUUUGUGCAGCCGGCUUCGUACCUGCGACGACGCGGUCUCUCACACCCAAUGACAUCGGCACAGCCCGAACGGGCGGUUGAUGCGGAGGAGCAGAUGGGAUUGCGCGCCAUUCGAAAUUUCCUCAAAGUCCGCACGAGUUAUGACAUUCUUCCGCUCAGCUUCCGCUUGAUCGUCUUCGACACAUCCCUGCUGGUCAAGGAGAGUCUGAAUAUUUUGAUACAAAAUGGCAUUGUGUCUGCCCCUUUAUGGGAUUCGUCCACGUCCACUUUCGCUGGGUUGCUCACAACGUCCGACUAUAUCAACGUCAUCCAAUAUUAUUUCCAGAAUCCUGCCACACUGGACAAGAUCGAUCAAUUCCGUCUCAAUAGUCUCAGAGAAGUAGAAAAGGCUUUGGGCGUAGCGCCUCCAGAGACGAUAGCAAUUGAUCCAGAGAGACCGCUCUAUGAGGCCUGUCGCAAAAUGUUGUCUUCUCGCGCUCGCCGUAUACCACUGGUCUCAAACGACAGUCAGACUGACCGGUCUCUUGUCGUCAGCGUUGUCACACAAUAUCGCAUUCUCAAAUUCGUUGCAGUCAAUGUCGCAGAGACACAGAAUCUGCGCAAGCCCCUCAAGGAGAUUCGACUUGGGACGUAUGACGACAUCGUCACUGCGUCAAUGGACACACCUGUCAUGGAAGUGAUUCACAAGUUAGUCGAACGCAGCAUAUCGAGCGUGCCAAUUAUCAAUUCAGAAGGCAUCGUAUACAACGUCUUUGAGGCGGUUGAUGUAAUUACCUUAAUCAAAGGAGGGCUGUACGAUGACCUAAGUCUCAGCGUUGGGGAAGCUUUGAAGAAGCGGUCGCCGGACUUUCCGGGCAUCUACACCUGCUCCAUCAACGACGGUCUGGACACUAUCUUUGACACAAUCCGCAAGUCACGGGUACACCGACUGAUCGUGGUGGAUGACCACUUCCGGCUACUGGGAGUGCUAACACUGAGUGAUAUCCUACAAUACAUCCUACUUGAAGGCGAGCCCGAGGAAUGUUGA
Talaromyces marneffei is the source of this 1224-nucleotide messenger RNA. RefSeq lists its product as uncharacterized. The record is from RefSeq and is a predicted model, not a curated record. NCBI's taxonomy places the organism in Eukaryota, Fungi, Ascomycota, Eurotiomycetes, Eurotiales, Trichocomaceae. The coding region runs from base 1 to 1224 and encodes 407 amino acids. The transcript is spliced from 6 exons.